This is a messenger RNA of Nematolebias whitei (Rio pearlfish), 4746 nucleotides long. It is a transcript of the gene crebrf, whose product is annotated as creb3 regulatory factor. NCBI's taxonomy places the organism in Eukaryota, Metazoa, Chordata, Actinopteri, Cyprinodontiformes, Rivulidae. The transcript has 9 exons. The record is from RefSeq and is a predicted model, not a curated record. Gene Ontology annotation, cellular component: nucleus. The coding region runs from base 107 to 2266 and encodes 719 amino acids. Gene Ontology annotation, biological process: response to unfolded protein; regulation of transcription by RNA polymerase II. Gene Ontology annotation, molecular function: RNA polymerase II transcription regulatory region sequence-specific DNA binding; DNA-binding transcription factor activity, RNA polymerase II-specific.
CUCUCUCGGCAGAAUUUUAUUGUGUUGAUCUGAUAGUCUCACACCAGUGGGACUGGACAGGAGACCCAGAGGUUCCCGCCGCUGGAGCUCUAAGCUGUGCCUGGCAAUGCCUCAGCCCAGCGUCAGUGGGAUGGAGCCUCCCUUUGGGGACGCCUUUCAAAACUACUCGUUUGCUGACCAGGCCCUGACCAGCACCGAGCUGCUGUCCACCAACUCUGACCCAGAUUUCAUGUAUGAGCUGGACACGGACAUGACCCAUCGACAGGGUCCCUAUGGGGACAGCAUUGUGGGGAUUGGGGAUGGAGGGAAAGAGGUGGAGGGAGGUGCGGAUCAGCUCAUGAGCCUAGGCGAGUGUGAGACCGUCUACGGCAGCUCAGCGUUUGAACAGUGGGACCCUUACUGGGAAGACCUCACCAGAUACACACGACUGGCCAGCUGUGACAUCUGGGGAACCAAAGAGGUGGACUUCCUUGGUCUGGAUGACUUCUCCAGUCCUUACCAGGAUGAGGAAGUCAUUGGUCAAACACCAACACUGGCACAGCUCAACAGCGAGGAUUCCCUGCCUGUGUGUGAGGCACUCUGUCCUCCUGUAGACCUGAACCUUCCUGCCCCCCAGCUUCAGCCCCAACCUCCACAACUCUCUUCUCACAAUAAAAGACACCCCGUUCCUGGCCAUGGAUCGAGCCCCAGCUCAGUCCGACCAUCUCCAGGCACCACAUCCUCCUCCCAGUCUCGUCCUUCACGCAGCCUCCUUCCAGAUUUCCCCGAAGGCUCCCAAAGAGCAACUAGACCCAUUCCUUCCAGCACUGAGACUAUGGCCAAGACCCAGAACCUGCUCAGUGUCAGCCAGGACCACGGGCAGGUUCAAAUCAAGCCUGUGGGACGAGGAACUAAGACUGUUGCACUGACGUCCCACAACUCUGACUUUGUGCGGAAAGCUAAAGUACGAGUGAGUUCAGCGCUCCGAGCUGAAGGUGACAGGCCUGCCCUGGCAGAUUUUGAAAAGUCGGACCCUCCUGUGCCCCUCUCCCAGCCUCCAGAUGUAAAGCCCUCCACCUCUGUCAGCAUCACUUUAGUGGGACUCUCUGCCCCUGCAACCAACAGCUCUGUCAGCCUGGCGAGCUUUGAGAAGAAAGCAGAAGGGACAACAAGAAGAGAGGUCCCAACUCGUGGCGCUGAGGCCAACCAGACAGUGGGCGGUGCCUCUGCGAUGGGGGACAGCGGCGAUGUGGUGGGGGUUAACGAAGGAGGUGGUGGUAGCUCACUGGCUGUCGAAGACUCUGAGCUAAGCAAGGAGGAAGAGCACAACUACUCUCUGUUCCUGACCCGAAGCAGAGCUCACGCUCAGCUAGAGGAAGAUGAUGACAAGGACGACGACGAGGAGGAAGCAGAGGAGGACGAAGGUGAUGGGCUGGAGUUGGACGAUGAAGACCACGACGAGGGUUUUGGCAGUGAGCACGAGCUGUCCGAAAACGAUGAGGAGGAGGAGGAGGAGGAAGAAGAGGAGGAUGAAGAUUACGAGGCAGACAAGGACGAUGACAUGAGUGACGCCUUCUCUGAGCCAGGCUGCGACAUGGAGCUGACGGAGGACAUUAAAGGCCUGACAGCUGGAGUCUCCAGUCGGAAAAGAGGCAAGCGUCGUUACUUCUGGGAGUACAGCGAGCAGCUCACCCCCUCCAAACAGGAGCGUAUGCUGAAGCCAUCUGAGUGGGACAGACAUACGUUACCUAGCAACCUGUACCAGAAGAACGGGCCUCUCCAUGGGAAGUACAUGCUGAAGAAGUCUCGACGCACCGAUGUGGAAGACCUAACGCCGAAUCCUCGCAAGCUGCUGCAAAUCGGCACAGAGCUUCGCAAACUGAACAAGGUGAUCAGUGACUUGACCCCCGUCAGCGAGCUGCCGCUGACCGCACGGCCACGGUCCCGCAAGGAAAAGAACAAGCUGGCAUCUAGGGCUUGCCGUUUAAAAAAGAAGGCCCAGUAUGAAGCAAAUAAAGUGAAGCUUUGGGGACUCAGUACAGAGUAUGAUCGGUUACUGUUUGUGAUCAACGCCAUCAAGGAGGAGAUCGUGCAGCGAGUCGAGGACUCGUCACCUCGUCAGACCAACAUGACGGAGACUCUGGAGCGACUCAUCAAGGAGACACUUGUGCCAUCACCUGUUGCUGGGCAGACUUCAGACUUUGUCAACAAGAUCUUGGAGAACACAGGACGUGGCGAUCCCACGGGCGGUCUGGUCGGCCUGCGGGUCCCCACCUCUAAAAUCUAGACAGAACGCCGUCAGCUGCGAGGAGUGGACUAAUUGUUACCACCGUGCUGUCCAGUUGUAACUAUGCUCCCCUCUGCAUGCCCCGCCAACUCAGAGUAAAUACACAUCGUCAGUCACUCAAACACACAUACCACUCCCCUGUGCGUAUGUAUGUGUAAUUCUUUCGGCCAUGCAGCUGUGUGGCACACCCUGGCUUUCUGUCUCUACUGCGUGCAGAGCUGGCGCAUCACUGUCUCCCAACCCAUAGUGAUCGUUCAUUGGGAGAAGCACGUCUAAAGUGAUAGUUAGGUGUAUUUCAAUAGCACGUUUCCUAAAUCCUCUGGUGGUUAUUAGAUGUCUGUGGCCCUGCGAUGGACUUGGGUCCAGGGUGUCCCCCGCCUCUCGCACAGUGCUUAUGGAGAUAGGCACCAGCUCCCCCACAACUCUGAAAGGAAAAAGCGAGUAAAGAAGAUGGAUGGAUUAUUAGAUGCGCUUCACGUAGCCUUCUACAGAACUGAAACGGACAGUCACGAGUAUAACCACUGGAAUUUGUUUGAGGUGGUAAUGAAGUCAGAAGAAAACUUGUUACAUGCCUGACACAAUCAAAAGAUGAAAGACGUAUUUUUUUAUUUGGAGGUUUAUUCCCCACACUUUGCAAAAAUAAAACUAAACCCAGGAUAUUCAAUUGACCCAUUCACUAAAGCACUUUGAGGAAAAAAUGGCUCUGGUAGCCAAGAAAGCUGCGGAGUAAACAAAACAAGAAAAAGCAGGGUGGCAGGAAAUAUUUUAUACUGAAGUCCUAAAUAUCUUCACGCCAUCCCCUGUUUGCCAAUCAGCUCUGCUCUUGUAAAAAUAGCUUUAGUAAAUUAAUGCUAUAAAAGAUGCAAGCAUUCACCUAACACCCUGCUGGUUCGAAACAUAUCCAGCAGGAGAAAGCUUUAUGUUGCCCUCAACAACAGGAAAUGGUUGGCCAUUUGAAGAGGAAUCGUAUGUAGCAUGGCGUUUUGUGCUGGUCAUAACUGGACUGGAUGAAAAUUAGCUUUUUGCCAGUAUGGGAGGCGGCGAAGAAGAGGAAGAUACAAAUUGUGGGGAUAAAGACGAGAUAAACAACGAUCCAUCUCCUCCAGGAAACUGUAUAUAGAAGUGUCUCCCAGGCACCGGCUCUGUUUUUCUUUUUCUUGUUUUUUUUUUUUGUACAGUAGAUUUGAUCGGGUAGUGUGGUGACGACAGCUUGACGUGUUCAUACUCGUGUUUGAUCAGAGUUCUCUUCAUCGUGCCUUGUGUAUGUAUGCGUCGUGUUUGUGUGAGAAGGACUGAACAAGACGAGGCGUUCGGACUCGCCGCGGGUCCGUCGUAGACGAGGAGUUCGUUAGUGAGCGAGAGGAUGGACAGCUUGAAUAUAUUCUGAAUGUACAUAAACAAAUGGAAGCUCUUGUUGCGUGAUGCCACAGAGUCUGUGUAUAUAGGAGGGCUCUGCAAUAGAUUACUUUUGGUUUUUGGUACUCUUCUUUGGGGGAUCCGGGUGGGGGCUAACAGAUAUUUUUGGUUUAGAGUUACAAGAAAACAAAUAUUUGCACACUAUAUUUUAAUUGUUUUUUGUACCAAAGACACAUGCAACGAAAAUGGCGACCAGCCAGUUAAAGUAAGGUUUUGCACAGCUUACCUGACGCAGUAUUGAAUGUAAGAAAUGUGGGAGGGUCAGGGAACUUCCUAGAACUGUGAAAUUAGCUUGGGUCCAAUUCUGUACAGAAAAGGAACAUUCAGUUUGUCUUUUUAAGUCUAAAAUUUACUCCCUGAUAUGGGCUUCUUUAAUACAUUGUAUUUAAUUUUGUUUGCUUAGGAAGCACUUCAUUCCUGAACCUAUUUCUCCCUUGACAUGCUAAAUGUGUUAAUGGCGCAAAUAGGAUUUAAAACCCACAGCGCUGCUAGAUAAGCUAUUUUACUUUUUCUUAUUUUUUUGUGUUCGUCAAUAACCCCCCAAAAAAUGUUUCUGUCACUCGUUUCAUUUCUGUAUUUAGUUCACAAGCAAACUGAACUGUGUUUAAAAGUACUGUAUAUAAAUAUUAAUUCGAUAGCUGGUAAUGGUAAAACGCCACUUUUCAAGACAAUGAUUCUUUUUUUUUUUAGCAUGUCGUUUCUCGAGCUUGCCCUCGCAUUGGAAAAAGUUAGACGCAAACACACGAAAAAUACAAACAAACAAAAAAAAGUUCUCAGUAUAUUUUUCUAUAUUAGCUGUUUGCUAGUUUUCCUGUUGGUUUGAAGGGUUUCACUGGUCAGAGAGGAUGAGGAGGAGGAAGCGAGGGGAAAAUGGUGACACUUGGCCCCCUCUGUUCUUCACUAGCUGAGUGAAAGAUGAAAAGCAGAGGCUGGAUUAUUUCAAACGCAGUAUGGUAACGCCUCACUUUCAUUAGAUUGGUUUAGAAGGAGAACAAAGCGUCUUUAAUGAGAGGGCCACACGUGGAGGAAUCAGCUGUAAGAAAACCAAAGCCACACUGAUCUGA